GCUUGUUGCGCACCGGAGCGGCGCGGGGUUCCGGUCCACCGGCCCCAUUUCCCAGCAGCCCCUGCGCUACGCCUUUCUCUUCCGGCCCGGCGGCGGCGGUGCAAGCAUGGCCAAGUCCAAGAACCACACCACGCACAACCAGUCCCGUAAGUGGCACAGAAAUGGCAUCAAGAAACCCAGAUCCCAUAGAUACGAAUCUCUCAAAGGGGUUGAUCCCAAGUUUCUGAGGAACAUGAGAUUUGCGAAGAAACACAACAAAAAGGGGCUGAAGAAGAUGCAGGCCAACAAUGCCAAGCAGGCUGCUCAACAGAAAAAGGACUGACGUGGUUUAAGACAAAGAAUCAGUUUUCCUAUUGGCAUGUGUGUUACAGCAUUUUUGUAAAAAUAAAAUUGGAUGUAACAAAGUCUUCACUUCCCAAAUUUGAGGAGAACCCUCCAAAAGUCUUGUUUUAGUUGUAUUUUAGAUGCCAGUCAUACGUGAAGCCUGCGUGUAGUGACCAGUGAGUGUUUUUGUUCCCUGGCAAGAUCAAGCCAGCCGGAGCUGUGGAGAGAUUUUGUGUUAAUAUUGUCAGCCUCCACACGCACAAAGUAAAGCACCUGCUCCUGCCUCAGUGCUGUUCUGCUGUAAUCGUUGGUACAGGUCAUGAGCUUUCAGUAGUUCAGAGUCUGCUUUCAAGUUGUGGAAUGGUUAUUGAGUGAAGCUCUAAAAUAGAAAAAACUUGUUUAAUUUUGUAUAAAUUGAAGCCAGCAUUGCUUGGACUGUUAGGCGUCAGUAUUCAAUACAGGAUGUAAAAUUA
This is a messenger RNA of Grus americana (Whooping crane), 797 nucleotides long. It is a transcript of the gene RPL29, whose product is annotated as ribosomal protein L29. Lineage: Eukaryota; Metazoa; Chordata; Aves; Gruiformes; Gruidae. The transcript is spliced from 4 exons. Bases 107 to 322 code for a protein of 71 amino acids. Gene Ontology annotation, biological process: cytoplasmic translation. The record is from RefSeq and is a predicted model, not a curated record. Gene Ontology annotation, molecular function: structural constituent of ribosome. Gene Ontology annotation, cellular component: ribosome; cytosolic large ribosomal subunit.